This is a messenger RNA of Magnolia sinica, 842 nucleotides long. Its product is annotated as eukaryotic translation initiation factor 1A. NCBI's taxonomy places the organism in Eukaryota, Viridiplantae, Streptophyta, Magnoliopsida, Magnoliales, Magnoliaceae. The record is from RefSeq and is a predicted model, not a curated record. Gene Ontology annotation, biological process: translational initiation. The transcript has a single exon. Gene Ontology annotation, molecular function: RNA binding; translation initiation factor activity. Gene Ontology annotation, cellular component: cytoplasm. Bases 130 to 567 code for a protein of 145 amino acids.
GUGGUAGAGAAAAUAAGCAGAGCAGCAGCGAGAAGAGCUAGGGUUAGGCUUUCUACGAUUUCUCAUAAGAGAAAAGACAUCUAGGGUUAGGGUUUCUGCAAUUUUUCAAAAGCAACAGCUGCAGUAGCUAUGCCGAAGAACAAGGGAAAGGGAGGAAAGAACAGGAAGAGGGGGAAGAACGAGGCCGACGAUGAGAAGCGGGAGCUGGUUUUCAAAGAAGACGGGCAGGAAUAUGCGCAGGUCCUUCGGAUGCUCGGCAACGGCCGAUGCGAGGCCAUGUGCAUCGACGGCACGAAGCGGCUCUGCCACAUCCGUGGCAAGAUGCAUAAGAAGGUCUGGAUCGCGGCCGGCGACAUCAUCCUCGUCGGCCUCCGCGACUACCAGGACGACAAGGCUGACGUCAUCCUCAAGUACAUGCCCGACGAGGCCCGUCUCUUGAAGGCCUACGGUGAGCUCCCGGAGAAUACCCGCCUCAACGAGGGCAUCACUGCCGGCCUCGACGAGGAGGACGAUGGGGCCGGAGACGACUACAUCGAGUUUGAGGAUGAGGACAUCGACAAGAUCUAGGGCUUGUUUGGUGUGGUGAUUCUCACACUCUUUGGUAAUAUGUGGUCUCUGUGCUAGUAUCUUCUUUUUUUUUUUCCUUUGAUAUUUUGCUUUGAUUAUGGAUGGGAUGAAAUAAUUACAGCGAAUUAACACUUGUUUCCUUUUCUUACGUUUUUCUUUGGAAUACAUAUACACCCCAUAUACUCAUCAUGGUUUUCAUGUGGAUGAGAUUGGAUGAUUGUUGUUUUAUGAUGUUAUGGUGAUUUGGGUUUAAUAAUUUAAUUUUCCUUCUCCUC